Messenger RNA from Sclerotinia sclerotiorum 1980 UF-70, 264 nucleotides. RefSeq lists its product as hypothetical. The record is from RefSeq and is a predicted model, not a curated record. Bases 1 to 264 code for a protein of 87 amino acids. NCBI's taxonomy places the organism in Eukaryota, Fungi, Ascomycota, Leotiomycetes, Helotiales, Sclerotiniaceae. The transcript has a single exon.
AUGUGGAAAUACUAUAUGCAAGACAUGCAUACCAAGAGAAUCAUUAUGGAGACUAUCGACGACUUUAAGGUUAUCGUUCGUGAAUUCAAGUCGCGAUUGGAGAUUCACCUGUCCUUUGCCGACCUGCAGAGAAGAACAUACGGGAGGGGACACCUCGCCAAACCCCGAUCUGAAAAUCGUUAUCAAUGCGUUCGACACCGAAACUACAAGACAUACGAAUGUGCCAAAACUGGCUUGGAUGCUAUUAAAGUUAAACGAAUUUGA